Messenger RNA from Erythranthe guttata (spotted monkey flower), 1109 nucleotides. NCBI's taxonomy places the organism in Eukaryota, Viridiplantae, Streptophyta, Magnoliopsida, Lamiales, Phrymaceae. The record is from RefSeq and is a predicted model, not a curated record.
UCUCAUUAGGCGCGUUGUCCACUGUUCCCAAAUCACAAUCAUCGGAAACCCUAUCUCUCGCCACUUUCUCUCUCUACCCCCCCCCCCCCUCUCUCUCUCUCUCUUAUUCCGGCGACUCAAAGUUCGCGAAUUGUAUUUUUUUUUAAGGAUAUUUUUAUUUCUUCUUGUACUAUUAGAAAUUCUUUGUUUGUACAUGUACGUUUCAAUUCGUUAACAGCUGGAGUUAGGGUUGCUUGUUCUCUGCGAACUUUUUGUAAUACUCGUCAAUUGAAUAGUUUUUGCUACUAAUCUUUGUAUUGAGUUUUCAGUUUUUGUUAAAAAUAAAAAUAGAUAUUAUUUUUGAUUGCUGUAAUAGUAUAGGGCCGACGAUGAACAAUUGUAAAAUAGGGUUAGGUUUUUCGUGAUCUGUGAUGGAAAUGGAGAGUACGCGUAGAGCAUUUGAUAGAUCUAUGUCGAAGGAACCGGGACUCAAGAAACCUAGGCUCAUCGAAGAUCCCACAGCUCAAGAUCGAAUCUCCAAUGGCCGUGGUGGAUUGGUUCAAAGGCCGACCGUUUCGAACUCCGGCAUCGGUGCAGGCUCGCGGGUCCAGAGCGGUGACUCUAUGCGUGGGCCCUACCAGCACCAGGUAGCUCCGCAGUUGCAUCAGGAGCUGGUGACUCAGUACAAGACUGCGUUAGCUGAGCUGACUUUCAACUCAAAGCCAAUAAUAACGAAUUUGACGAUUAUUGCCGGCGAGAGUUCGCAUGCUGCCAAGGCCAUUGCAGCCACUAUCUGCACCAAUAUUAUUGAGGUUCCUAGUGAGCAAAAACUGCCUUCUCUGUAUUUAUUAGACAGUAUUGUGAAGAACAUCGGGAAGGAUUACAUAAGAUACUUUGCUUCCAGAUUACCUGAGGUUUUCUGCAAGGCAUACAGGCAGGUUGAACCUGCGAUACAUCAGGGUAUGCGCCACCUUUUUGGAACCUGGAAAGGAGUCUUCCCUCCUCAGACACUUCAGAUGAUUGAGAACGAGCUUGGAUUCACUACUGCGGCAAAUGGUUCACCAUCAAGAACAACAUCUAGGCAGGACUCACAAGCUCAACGUCCUGCUCAUAGCAUUCAUCCUCUGUAA